AUGUCUUACGUAACAUUCUAUACUGCUACAAACUAUGGUGGAGAAGCAGUCCAGUACAAUGAAGGUGUAACUGUUGAUUUCGCAAGAGAUGACAAGUACAAUGACAAGUUCCAAAGCUGUAGAAUUCCUAGUGGUCUUUGGGUCAAUGCAUUCCAAAACAAUGAUGCUUCUGGUACAGAUACUGGAAUCCACCAAGAGUUGCAUGGUGAUCAAACAGACUUGUCUUUUAUGGGUGGUCUCUCCAAUUUCCAAGUUCUCAGUGAUGCAUUUGGUUAUGCCAUUGAUGUCAAGUUAGUGUGUGGUGGUGAUUUGGCAAACACCCCAGCCAACUCCUACCAAAUGGAUUUCAUUCCCUACGAAGUGACUGGUGUUCAAUGCAUUAAUGGCAACGAUUACAUUCAAUGUCCAAUCCCAAAACUCGACCCACCCAAUUCUGAAAUUGUUUGUCAAGUAUCGGUUAAAGAGUUGGCAUGGCCAGGAGCUAAUGUAGCCAACGGCUCCAUCUAUUUCCAGUAUGACCCAUCAUCUGGAAUCAUUUCCUAUAGUGACAAGGGUGGUUAUCCUGCCAACAUGACUAUUACUCAAGAUGUCAAUGGUAAAUCUGCAACUUGGGAAUUAUCCAAUGGAGGUAAUGGACACACUUAUAAAUUCUUUGCAUCAGAGCAUCCCAUUUCGAUCCAUGAUGCUAUAAAGAAUUGCGCAACUGUCGACACCGAGUCUUUAUCAACGAUUAAAUCAUAUCUCGUGACAAUUGGAUCAAAGCAGGAAUGGGAUUUCCUCGAGAAGGAGUUGUCAGACUCAAAGGUUUAUUAUCGAACUUGGUUGUCUGGUACUGACCCUGGUUUAAAAGGAAAUUGGGUCUAUUCAACAGGUCCACAAUUAAAUCAACCUUUAUUUAAUACUUUUACUGGUCAAUGUUUUGGAUAUUGUGCAUUUCAAACUAGUGAACCAUCAUUAACAAUAGGAGAAGAAUAUCUUUAUGCAAGAGAAAGAUUCCCAUGGAGUUUUAAUAAUGCAAUGUCAAAUAAUACUCGUGAACCAGUAUCAUAUUAUAUAUGUGAACAAGAACCUUUGGAAGAAAUAUUUGCAUCGUCGGUUGGUACUGUUGGUGGUCUAGUUAUAAUCAAUAAUUUAAAAUCAUUUAAUAUUGAAUCGUUAAACAUUUCAUUCUUUAAUCCAACAAAUAAUAUUUCAAAAUCAUGUGACAACAUUACAUCAAUUAACUCUACAAAUGUAUCGGUUACAUGUCAAGUACCACCACUUGCAGGUAUUCACAAUAUCAUUGUUCGAGAUGGAAACGGAACCAAAUCAACUCAGUAUGGAUGGCAACCUUUUCCACCAUUUGUCAAAGCUGUUUAUCCUUCUCGCGACCUUUCAGGGUUGGUUACUCUGAUUGGUGAGAAUUUUGGAGAUAAUAGUUCGGAUGUUCUAGUAGCAGUGACUCGUUCCAAAAUACCAUGCAAAGUUAUCAUGUUUUCUACCAACCAGAUUAUCUGUCAAUUGUCAGCACCAAUACCUUCAACUCUAAAAUUCCUUCCACUUACAGUUCAAGUUGCAGGUGUUUAUACUGAAACUUAUAAACCAAAUAUUUAUUGCAUUGAUAAAUUUUAUUCAAGUAUUAGAUUUACUGGUACAUAUGAAACGGUUAAAAAAAUAAUGAAUGAUAGUAUAAAGAUGGAAGCUACACCAAUUCCACCAUAUCUAGGUGUUAUUGAUUCAAUGGAACUUUAUGAAUGCAUAAAGGAUACAAUUUAUUUGGUUAAAGACACACCCUUUUAUCUUUGGUUGGGUGUUAAUUUUGAUAAAUACACCAACUCUUUUAUGAUUAAUGACGGACCAAAGAAUGGGAAUGUGACCCAAGUAUACUUUGAAAGAAUAGAAAAUGCCAAAACAAGUACCUCCACACCCAUAUACUAUCAUUUGGAUACCAAACAACUCAACAAUCCAAGAAUUUCAGUCGAAUCUGUUGUAUCACCAUUGAUUGCAUUUGGAGGGGGACUACCUCCUGUCAUUACCAAUACAACCUAUCUUCAAGACAAUAGUAGUACAACCUUGACAGUGACAGGGUUGAAUUUUGGAAGAGACGCAUCUUAUGUUUUAACGACCAUUCAAGGUGUUCAAUGUAUCAAUCCAAAAUUCACCGAAGAUCUUCUUUACAACAAGUUUACAUGCUCUCUCAGUGCUGCAACCUUAAACUAUACUUCAACUACUCAAGUUGAAAUCAAAUACAAUGUGACCGUUCAAGUAGCCGAGCUUGUUGGGUCAAUCGUUUUGGUCCAUUACAAAUUUAAAGAAUGUCCAAACAAUUGCUCUGGCCAUGGAGUAUGUGAUAAAUACUAUGGAACGUGUCGUUGUGAACCUGGGUAUGACUUGACAUUGGAUUGUGCAAACUCUACCAAACAACAAGCUUUUAUUACCAAUGUACAAGAAGGAAGAGGUGUAUCUGAGUUGGCAUCUCCCCAGCAACCAACACCUCCACCAACACCAGCACCAACACCACUAAACAAAGAUAAAGAACAAGGAGUCAAUUUUACAACUGGGAUUAAUUAUCUAAGAGAGGUAAAUCAUGAAGGUCGAGUUGUUAAAUUUGUAAAUUUAGAUAAUAUGUCAUGGAUCAAUCAAGUCUCUACAAAUGGAUCGGUUUUCAUUGGUCAUCUUGACAAUGAUUCGGUCAAGAUGAUUGUCAAGGUACAUCAAUUUGAUGUACCGGGAAUGAUCACAUUUGCAGGUGAGGAUAUCCCCAUGGCUCCAUUCUCUAUCAAAUACCACAUAAAGAUUGUCAAUUGGACAUGGCAAUCACCACUCAAUACACUUCAAGUCAUUUUCCUUUCCUAUCCAAAUGCCGUUGUAACAGACAAAUGUGGAAGAAAACAAGUAAAGGUAGAGGCAUCUGACCCGGGUGACCAAGUACUAUGGACAAAGGUACAAGUUGGAAGAUCACUAUUAAACUGUAAAAUUGCAAGUCGAAUGAUUGUCGAUGGUGACACUCUUCCCUCUAGAGUAUCUUUGCUAAGUGAAAACGAUGAAUUACAAGACCAAAUUAAAAAGGAAGGUGGUGGAACUGCAGGAUUCAAUAUUCUAACUGCUUUUCAUAUCCCACAUUUUCGAUCUGUUGAAAUUGAUCCAGCCUACAACGCCCUCCUACUUGGAGAAGAUGACAAGUUUAAUUUGGGUGACGACAUUGAAUGCGACUCUUUUGCAAAAUGGAAGAUUAUUGCCAUUGUUGUCUGUGGAAGCUUUAUCCUCGUUACAUUGACCAUUGCUUUAGUGUUCAUUACAAAGAAAAGAUUACAAGUUACAUUUUCUAAAAAUUUAAAUCGAAAUAGAACCACUCCCAAAAUAACAAGUCCGAGAAUAGUCUCUUCAAUCAACCAACAACAACAACAACCACCAGAAAUUGUCAUCAUAAAUCAUAAUAAUAAUACUAUCCCUCUAAGUCCAAUACAAAAGAAAAUUAAUGAUUGGGUAAACUCUCAGACAUCACCACCACCUGAUAAUCUAAAUAAAUAA
This is a messenger RNA of Cavenderia fasciculata, 3510 nucleotides long. RefSeq names its product calcium-dependent cell adhesion molecule-1. Bases 1 to 3510 code for a protein of 1169 amino acids. Gene Ontology annotation, molecular function: calmodulin binding; calcium ion binding. Gene Ontology annotation, cellular component: cell-cell junction; membrane; external side of plasma membrane. NCBI's taxonomy places the organism in Eukaryota, Evosea, Eumycetozoa, Acytosteliales, Cavenderiaceae. Gene Ontology annotation, biological process: calcium-dependent cell-cell adhesion. The transcript is spliced from 5 exons. The record is from RefSeq and is a predicted model, not a curated record.